Messenger RNA from Macrobrachium nipponense, 1305 nucleotides. RefSeq lists its product as uncharacterized. Gene Ontology annotation, biological process: GPI anchor biosynthetic process; protein localization to plasma membrane. The record is from RefSeq and is a predicted model, not a curated record. NCBI's taxonomy places the organism in Eukaryota, Metazoa, Arthropoda, Malacostraca, Decapoda, Palaemonidae. Gene Ontology annotation, molecular function: glucosaminyl-phosphatidylinositol O-acyltransferase activity. Gene Ontology annotation, cellular component: membrane; endoplasmic reticulum.
AGAUGAUGAACAAUUCUACAUUAGUGAGGGAAGCUCACGAGGCCUUCGUCACCGGACAUAAUGGCUCGGCACCUCACGACAUCAUACUGGCCGUUUACCCAGCAAUUCCAGCUUCCAUAACUGCAGCGGUAGCUGGACAGAGAUUUCCAGGAUUGUUUGGACUCUUUUUGGAGUGUAUUCUUUUAGUGGUCCCUCUCACUCUAAGCUUCACCCAUCUCGCCAAUUACACGCUUGAGCUGAGUGCGCUCAUGCUAGCAACUGCUGGCGUGGCUGUCUGUUUUAUCAGUCCGAAUAUUUCACGCACCAUCGACAAUAAUCAGAGGCGACUCAAAUAUUUAACUUCUCUACGAGGACAGCUAAACCUUGUGACCGUUAUCGCCAUCCUGGCCAUCGACUUCCGUUCCUUUCCCAGAAGGUUUGUCAAGACUGAAGAAUAUGGAUACAGCCUCAUGGAUGUUGGUGCGGCAGGAUUUGUCAUCAACAACGGCAUUGUCGAGGGGAGAAAGCGGCCGUGCUAUAAGGCUGUAGUGAGAGAUGGCGCUAUUCUGACUGUCUGUUAGGUUUGUAAGGUUGCUGUUAAUCAGAGCCGCUCUGAUACAAACCACCAUGUGACGGAGUAUGGGGUGCACGCAAAUUUUUUCUUCACCUUAGCUUUUGUAAAGCUUACGUGUUCUUGGUGGAUUUGGAGACUGUCUUGCAUCCAGAGCAUGCUAUGUAGCAUCCUCAUAAGUGUUUGCCAUCAAGUCUACCUCGUCUAUGGAAAUGGAGCUGCUUGGACAUUGAGCGAUGCACCCAGGGAUACGUUGUUGUCCGCAAACCGAGAAUGGUCGGAAUUCUGGUUGGGACUGCAUUAUUUUGUUGGUCCUCCGUCGCGAAGAUUGGGUAAUCCUACUUUCAUAUAUUUUUGUGUAUGCUUUUUGCUGAUAGUCCUCACCCACUAUGCUCUGAUCGAAGACGUUUUCAACAGCGUCCUCCCAGGAUUUCAUUUUGUACCGAUCACGUUUCAUGCCGUGAAUCAGCAGCCGCUCUUAAUCUUCCUCCUUGCCAACUUAAUGACCGGUUUAAUUAACAAAUCCAUCAAUACACUGGACGUAGCAUAUCCCCAGGACUUGUUGAUAAUUAACGGUUAUACAUUGGGCCUUGUCACCUUAAUGCUUUACCUGUAUUCAAGCAACAGCAAAGAGAAGAGGCUGUGGUUAUAGUGAAAUAAACAAGAUGAUUUUUAUAUGUAAACAGGUAUACUUUUGUAUAUAAGACAUAUUCAGCGAUGCUUCAAUAUUUACGUAUGUAUGCGAUGACAGAGUG